Messenger RNA from Gloeophyllum trabeum ATCC 11539, 744 nucleotides. RefSeq lists its product as uncharacterized. The record is from RefSeq and is a predicted model, not a curated record. Gene Ontology annotation, molecular function: oxidoreductase activity. Lineage: Eukaryota; Fungi; Basidiomycota; Agaricomycetes; Gloeophyllales; Gloeophyllaceae. Gene Ontology annotation, cellular component: mitochondrion. The coding region runs from base 134 to 631 and encodes 165 amino acids. The transcript has 3 exons.
ACUUUGCUCGCGACUCUGCUUCGGCCUUCAAAGCGUCGUGUUCAAGUACGACUUGGUAACUCCUGCCAUCAUCUACUGCGUCUCUCUGCGGACCUGUAAUUAUUUCCAGGCCGUUCAUCCCUAGCAUAACAGGAUGUUCAGCGCUUUCAAACGGUCCUUGCCGCAAAUAUCAAUCUUCCAUAAUCCCUCUUCACCCCCGUCAGUCAACGCACUGAACCUCCUGAAAGCGGCUGUUUCUUCUCCUUAUCCACCUUCGAAACCUAACGCGCCUCCUCUGCAAUUCGAUCUUGACGUAGUCGAGUCCACACCUCCUACCCCUGAUCAGCUGCGUACUAUCCUGUCUUACCUACCGUCUCGGUCGGCCUCUCUUCCUCCACCGUCGACUUUUCUUUCGUCCCACCCGACAGCGCCCUCCCCAGGCGAGCAGCCGCAAACCCUCGACGGCGUGACGAAGCUGGCAUCGUCGAACCCCUCAGCCUUCAAGUGGCCUGUUGUGGUCGACUGGAGUGGCGGGAGGGCCAGUGUCGGGGACGUCGAAGGUGUCAAGAAUAUCCUGGAGGAGAUUCGGAAGAGGAGAGAUGGGGAAGUCAAAGACGACGACGAGUAUAAACCUAAAGGAUGGUUCUCGUGAGUCUCAAGCUCUUACGGUUGUCGGCCGUCUUCGUUAGUCCGCGAAUGAUGUCCAGAAGUACGCUCUGCGUUGUAUCUAUCACUCACUUCAAUCGUACUAUAGCAUAAAGGUCA